This is a messenger RNA of Diabrotica virgifera virgifera (western corn rootworm), 906 nucleotides long. RefSeq lists its product as uncharacterized. Gene Ontology annotation, biological process: tail-anchored membrane protein insertion into ER membrane. Lineage: Eukaryota; Metazoa; Arthropoda; Insecta; Coleoptera; Chrysomelidae. The record is from RefSeq and is a predicted model, not a curated record. The transcript is spliced from 2 exons. Bases 168 to 845 code for a protein of 225 amino acids. Gene Ontology annotation, cellular component: GET complex.
ACCAUUAUUUCUACCACACACACUGCUGCAAAAAAUUUUUGCAGUUUUGACAUUUAAUGUCAAAAGCGGAAGUAAAUAUAACCCUACUUUUUGCGAAUGCUGUUUACCAAAAGUGACACAACAGAAAUGUAAAUACAGUUUUACUUAAUUUUGUAAUAAUUAUCAAUAUGGGAGACAUUGAAGCUAGGAGGGAGGCGCGAAGGAAAAAGAUUCUUCAAAAUUCAGAGAGUAGACUACAAAGAAUAACAGGCGUUGAAAAUAAAUCCAAGAUAGAAAUAGAAGGUAUCAGUAGCAGUCCUGACCAAUUUCAACCAGAUGCAGUAGCCACAGAAGCCAUACCACGUACCAUCCAUACAACAGAGAAUCACACAUUUUUUAAUAAUGUAGAUGAACCUACCAACUUUAACAUUCAAACCAAUAAUUUCAACAAUGAUGUGCAAACAAUCUUUUAUAACACUAGAAUAAAUGAAGAUACAUCAGUGGCACAGAUAGUUCCCCCUCCUCAGACCAACUCUAGACAUUUAUAUAUUCUUCUGAUUCCGAUCUUAUGGAGCCUUCUAAUAGCAGUAUGUGAUAUUAUAAAUGUGGACAUUAGUGUCUUUUAUAUAAACAAGAUUUUUCUGCCUUUGAUAGCCUUCGAAAUACAUGAUUUUUAUUUUUCGCCAGAUAUUCCAGUUUCUUCGACUGUACUCUCUUCGAUUCUACUUCUGUCUGGACGUCCAUAUUCGAGGAAGUUAAACAUAUUUAUUCAGUACUUUAUGAGAUUGGUUCAAGAUGUUAUGAUAUAUUUUUUUGUGUUUUUGGUUAGUCGUUUAUGUAUGAUCAUAUUAUUUUUUAAGUUUUAAAUAUAAUUUCGAAUAAAAGAAUAUUGUGGAUAUUUGUAUUAUAAUAAAGAAUAGUUUUCAA